AUGGAAACAGGGAAAGACAUGGAAACAGGGAAAGAAAGGGAAACAGGCCCAGACAUGGAAACAGGGAAAGACAUGGAAACAGGGAAAGACAUGGAAACAGGGAGAGAAAGGGAAACAGGGAAAGACAUGGAAACAGGGACAGACAUGGAAACAGGGACAUGGAAACAGGACCAGACAUGGGGCCAGGACAUGUUAGUGCCCUCUGCCCUGCCCUCUGCCCUGCCCUCUGCCCUGCCCUCUGCUCUGCCCAGCCAUCUGCUCAGCCCUCUGCCCAGCCCUCUGCCCUGCCCUCUGCUCAGCCCUCUGCUCUGCCCUCUGCCCUGCCCUCUGCCCUGCCCUCUGCUCUGCCCUCUGCUCUGCCCAGCCAUCUGCUCAGCCCUCUGCUCUGCCCAGCCCUCUGCUCAGCCCUCUGCUCUGCCCUCUGCCCGGCCCUCUGCCCAGCCCUCUGCCCAGCCCUCUGCCCUGACCUCUGCUCUGCCCAGCCCUCUGCCCAGCCCUCUGCCCAGCCCUCUGCCCAGCCCUCUGCCCAGCCCUCUGCCCAGCCCUCUGCUCUGCUCAGCCCUCUGCUCAGCCCUCUGCUCUGCCCAGCCCUCUGCCCAGCCCUCUGCCCAGCCCUCUGCCCAGCCCUCUGCCCAGCCCUCUGCCCAGCCCUCUGCCCAGCCCUCUGCUCAGCCCUCUGCUCAGCCCCCUGCUCAGCCCUCUGCUCAGCCCUCUGCUCAGCCCUCUGCUCUGCCCAGCCCUCUGCUCUGCCCAGCCCUCUGCCCAGCCCUCUGCCCAGCCCUCUGCCCAGCCCUCUGCCCAGCCCUCUGCUCAGCCCCCUGCCCAGCCCUCUGCUCAGCCCUCUGCUCAGCCCUCUGCUCUGCUCAGCCCUCUGCUCAGCCCUCUGCUCUGCCCAGCCCUCUGCCCAGCCCUCUGCCCAGCCCUCUGCCCAGCCCUCUGCCCAGCCUGGUCUGGUAG
Salvelinus fontinalis (brook trout) is the source of this 957-nucleotide messenger RNA. Its product is annotated as transcriptional regulatory protein AlgP-like. The coding region runs from base 1 to 957 and encodes 318 amino acids. The record is from RefSeq and is a predicted model, not a curated record. NCBI's taxonomy places the organism in Eukaryota, Metazoa, Chordata, Actinopteri, Salmoniformes, Salmonidae. The transcript is spliced from 2 exons.